AUGCUGGGUAGCCGAUCUAGCAUUGGCAGUGCCAAUAGCGGUGAUGGUCCAUUAGACAGUACUGUUCCUUCGCAAUAUAAAGUACUUACAUUAACAUUUAAUCAAGAUUGCACAUCAUUGGCAAUGGGUACACCAAACAGCUAUUCUUUAUUUACUAUUGGCCAAGAAAAUAGAAUUGAUGAAAUUCAUUAUUGUGCUUAUGAUUCAGUUUACAUUUUUGAACGAUUAUUUUCAAGUUCAUUAAUCGCACUUGUUAGUACUCAAGCACCACGUAAAUUAAAAGUAUGUCAUUUCAAGAAAGGCACAGAAAUAUUGUCAUAUUCAUAUGCAAAUACCAUUCUUGCUGUUAAACUUAAUCGUUUGAGACUUAUUGUUUGUUUGGAAGAAAGUAUUUAUAUUCAUAAUAUACAUGACAUGAAAGUAUUACAUACAAUUCGUGAUAUACCAUCAAAUCGUGAUGGUCUUUGUGCAUUAUCAUCAAAUGAUGAGAAUCCUUAUUUAGCUUAUCCAGGAAGUACAAUAAUAGGUGAAGUACAAAUAUUUGAUACAACUAAUUUGAAACCCGGUGUUAUGGUAAGUGCUCAUGAAAGUACACUUGCUGCAAUGGCAUUCGAUAUGGCUGGUACUAGAAUAGCAACAGCAUCGAAUAAAGGAACAGUUAUUCGUAUUCAUAGUACAGUUGAUGGUUCACGUUUAUUUGAAUUUCGUCGUGGAGUUCGACGAGCCGCAACUAUUUAUUCAUUAGCAUUCAGUCAUGAUUCAAUGUUUUUAGCAGCAUCAAGUAAUACAGAAACAAUACAUAUAUUUCGAUUAAUUCAUGCAAAAGAAAAACCUUCAGAAGCAACAAGUUCAUGGAUGGGUUCAUUUGGUCGUCUAUUAGGCGAUGUUGCCUAUUAUUUACCUAAACAAACAUCAGAAGUAUUAACACAAGAUCGUGCAUUUGCAGCUGUACAUUUACAAUCAGCAGGAAUGAAAACAGCAAUUGCUAUGAAUACCUUCGAUAAAAUAUUAAAAUUAUUUGUUGCUGGCUAUGAUGGUGUUGUUUAUAUUUAUGAAGUAAAUACAAACGAAGGUGGAGAAUGUAAACAGAUUAGUCAAUAUCUUUUGUUUAAUAUUUCACAAACUUCAAAUAAUCAACAAACAAUAAUAGCAAAUGACCGACGAAAUUCACUUGAUGGGUCCCGACAAAUUUAUUCAGCAAAUUUACCAAUAAAUGAAAGUAAUAUAGUUCCACUUUCAUCUCAACUUACAAAUAAAAAAGAAUCUGAUGAGCAGUUAUAUAAUACUGCAAUACAGGAACAAAGUUUUCCUGAGUUACGGUCACCACCACCAGACGAUGAUGAAUGA
Messenger RNA from Rotaria sp. Silwood2, 1347 nucleotides. The record is from the annotation of a GenBank genome assembly. NCBI's taxonomy places the organism in Eukaryota, Metazoa, Rotifera, Eurotatoria, Philodinida, Philodinidae.